Molecule: messenger RNA, 4029 nt
Organism: Ochotona princeps (American pika)
Lineage: Eukaryota; Metazoa; Chordata; Mammalia; Lagomorpha; Ochotonidae
Gene: NPC1L1
Product: NPC1 like intracellular cholesterol transporter 1
Exons: 19
Coding region: 1-4029 (1342 amino acids)
Cellular component (GO): membrane
Molecular function (GO): lipid carrier activity
Source: RefSeq, a predicted model, not a curated record
AUGGUAGUGGCCCUGCAGGGCUGGCUGCUCUGGGCUCUGCUCCUGCAACAGGCCCACGGGGAGCUGUACACACCUGUGCACCAAGCCGGCUACUGCGCCUCCUACGAGGAGUGUGGGAGGAACCCAGAGCUGUCCGGGGGGCUGACGUCGCUGUCCAAUGUGUCCUGCCUGUCCAACACGCCGGCCCGCCUUGUCACGGGUGAACACCUGGAACUUCUGCAGCGCAUCUGCCCUCGCCUCUACAAUGGCCCCAACACUACCUAUGCCUGCUGCUCCCCCACACAGCUGCUGUCAUUGGAGAGCAGCUUGUCCAUCACCAAGGCGCUGCUCACGCGCUGCCCCUCCUGCUCCGACAACUUUGUGAGCCUGCACUGUCAGAACAACUGCAGCCCCAACCAGAGCCUCUUCAUCAACGUGACGCGGGUCGUCUCCCAGGGUGCCGGCCAGACCCCCGCUGUUGUGGCCUACGAGGCCUUCUACCAGCGCAGCUUCGCUGAGGCGGCCUACGAGUCCUGUAGCCGUGUGCGCAUCCCAGCUGCCGCCACGCUGGCUGUGGGCAGCAUGUGUGGCGUCUAUGGCUCUGCUCUCUGCAAUGCCCAGCGCUGGCUCAACUUCCAGGGCGACACGAGCAAUGGCCUGGCCCCGCUGGACAUCACCUUCCACCUGGGGGAGCCUGGGCAGGUGCUGGAUGGUGGGAUACAGCUGCUGGAUGCCGAGAUUGUGCCCUGCAACGAGUCCCAGGAUGGAGCAGCUGCCUGCUCGUGCCAGGACUGUGCUGCGUCGUGCCCGGCUGUCACCCAGCCCCAGGCCCUGGACUCUACCUUCCGCAUCGGCAAAGUGCGGGGCGGAGUGGCAAUGGUUGUCAUCCUUUGCAGUCUUCUAGCAGUGCUUCUCCUGAUCCUCGUGGGUGCCCGUGUGAUCUCGACCAAAGCCAAGGCCAAAGCCAAGGCCAAGGGCAAAACCAAGGCAGGCACUAGACUCUCCCACCGCAUCAGCCUGUCCAUCCAUACCUUCCUCCGGCAGCUCUUCCAGUGCUGGGGCAAGUGGGUGGCCUCAUGGCCACUGACUGUCCUGGCUGUGUCCUUGGUGGUGGUGGUGGCAUUGGCAGCUGGCCUGGCCUUCACAGUGCUCACCACGGACCCCGUGGAGCUGUGGUCAGCCCCCAACAGCCAAGCCCGCAGUGAGAAGGCUUUCCACGACGAGCACUUUGGCCCCUUCUUCCGCACCAACCAGGUGUUCCUGACAGCCCCCAACCGGUCCAGCUACACAUACAACUCGCUGCUGCUGGGGCCCAAGAACUUUAGUGGGGUGCUGUCCCUAGACCUGUUGCUGGAGCUGCUGGAGCUGCAGGAGCGGCUGCGGGCACUGCAGGUGUGGUCGCCCGAGGAGCAGCGCAACAUCUCCCUGCAGGACAUCUGCUACGCGCCCCUCAACCCGCACAACACCACCCUGUCCGACUGCACCAUCAACAGCCUCCCACAGUACUUCCAGAGCAACCGCACACGGCUGCUUCUCACGGCCAACCAGACGCUGCUGGGCCAGACUGCAGAGGUGGACUGGAGGGACCACUUUCUCUACUGUGUCAAUGCUCCCCUCACCUUCCAAGAUGGCACGGCCCUGGCACUGAGCUGCAUAGCCGACUACGGAGCUCCGGUCUUCCCUUUCCUUGCCGUGGGGGGGUACGACGGGGAGGACUACUCGGAGGCAGAGGCCCUGAUCCUGACCUUCUCCCUCAACAAUUACCCUGCGGGGGACCCCCACCUGGCCCAGGUCAAGCUCUGGGAAGAGGCCUUCGUGCGGGAGAUGCAAGCUUUCCAGCUUCAGACAGCUGACAGGUUCCAGGUCGCGUUCAUGGCUGAGCGCUCGCUGGAAGAUGAGAUCAACCGCACCACGGCGGAGGACCUGCCCAUCUUUGCCAUCAGUUACCUCGUCACCUUCCUGUACAUUGCCUUGGCCCUGGGCCGCUUCUCCAGCUGGCGCCGAGUGCCGGUGGACUCCAAGAUCACACUGGGCCUGGGCGGGGUGAUCGUGGUGCUGAGCGCGGUCAUGGCUUCCAUGGGCUUCUUCUCCUACCUGGGCAUUCCUUCCUCUCUCAUCAUCCUGCAAGUGGUACCUUUCCUGGUGCUGGCUGUGGGGGCCGACAACAUCUUCAUCUUUGUUCUCGAGUACCAGAGGCUGCCUCGGAGGCCUGGGGAACAGCGGGAGGCCCACAUUGGCCGUGCACUGGGCAGGGUGGCCCCCAGCAUGCUGCUGUGCAGCCUCUCCGAGGCCAUCUGCUUCUUCCUGGGGGCCCUGACCCCCAUGCCAGCUGUGCGGACCUUCGCCCUGACAUCUGGCCUGGCAAUCCUGCUUGACUUCCUGCUGCAGAUGACUGCCUUCGUGGCCCUGCUGUCACUGGACAGCAGGAGGCAGGAGGCUUCUCGACCAGACGUCUGCUGCUGCCUGAAGCCCCGGAAGCUGCCCCCACAGAAGCCAAGCGAAGGGCUCCUGCUGCACUUCUUCCGCAAGAUCUACGCCCCGUUCCUGCUGCACAGAGUCACCCGCGUGGUUGUGCUGCUGCUGUUUGCGUUCAUGUUCGGAUCAAGUCUCUACUUCAUGUGCCAAAUCUCUGUGGGGCUGGACCAGGAGCUGGCACUGCCCAAGGACUCGUACCUGCUCGACUACUUCCUGUUUCUGAACCGCUACUUCGAGGUGGGGGCCCCGGUGUACUUUGUCACCACCUCUGGCUACAACUUCUCCAGCGAGGCGGGCGUGAACGGCAUCUGCUCCAGCGCCGGCUGUGACAGCUUCUCCCUCACCCAGAAGAUCCAGUACGCCACGGAGUUCCCCAACCAGUCUUACUUGGCCAUUCCUGCCUCCUCUUGGUUGGACGACUUCAUCGACUGGCUGACUCCAUCCUCCUGCUGCCGCCUUUACAUCCAGGGUCCCAAUCAGGGCCAGUUCUGCCCCUCAACUGUCAACUCCCUGAACUGUCUGAGGAACUGCAUGAGCCUCACGCUGGGCCCGCUGCGGCCCUCAGUGGAGCAGUUCUACCAGUACCUUCCCUGGUUUCUGAGCGACGCCCCCAACAUCCGAUGUCCCAAGGGUGGUCUGGCAGCAUACAGCACCUCUGUGAACAUGAGCUCUGAUGGCCAGAUUUUAGCCACUCGGUUCAUGGCCUACCACAAACCCUUGAAGAAUUCCCAGGACUUCACCGAGGCUCUGCGCGCAUCCCGGGCGCUGGCAGCCAAUAUCACCGCUGGCUUGCGGCAGGUGCCCGGCACAGACCCAGCCUUUGAGGUCUUCCCUUACUCGAUCUCCAACGUGUUCUAUGAGCAGUACCUGACCGUGCUGCCAGAGGGACUCUUCACGCUCGCCCUCUGUCUUGUGCCCACCUUCGCCGUCUGCUGCCUGCUGCUGGGCCUGGACCUGCGCUCCGGCCUCCUCAACCUGAUGGCCAUUGUCAUGAUCCUCGUGGACACGGUGGGCUUCAUGACCCUCUGGGACAUCAGCUACAACGCCGUGUCCCUCAUCAACCUGGUCACGGCAGUGGGCAUGUCUGUGGAGUUCGUGUCCCACAUCACCCGCUCCUUUGCCAUUAGCACCAAACCCACGAGGCUGGAGAGGGCCAAGGAGGCCACCAUCUCCAUGGGCAGUGCGGUCUUUGCAGGGGUGGCCAUGACCAACCUGCCCGGCGUCCUCAUCCUGGGCCUGGCCAAAGCCCAGCUCAUCCAGAUCUUCUUCUUCCGCCUCAACCUCCUCAUCACCCUGCUGGGCCUGGUCCACGGCCUGGUCUUCCUGCCUGUCAUCCUCACCUACCUGGGGCCUGAUGUCAACCCAGCUCUAGUAGCUCUAGAGCAGAAGCAAAUUGAGGAAGAGGAGACGGCGGUGGCAGAGGCGGCGGAGACAGAGGUGGCUGGGGCUGGGGCUGGAGCAGACUCCUGGCACAGGCACCCAGACCCCAUUUCUAACCCUUAUGUCAACUUGGGCUUUGAAGAUGGUGCCCAGGGUGCAGGAGCUGCCAACAGCUCUGUGCCCCACAGAGGGUGA